CGUUGGGCGAUGUGAGUGCCAGCCUCGGGCCCAGGGCGCAGCCCAUCAGAGAGGUGGUGGUGGUGGCCCCGCGAGGAGAAAUUUUCUUCCCUACUUUCCUCAAACCCCCGCUUCGGCUGCCCCCUCAACCCUAGUCCGCCCGCCGCGCCGGCUACUCUAAUACUCGCCACCCAAGCCGCCCGCCGUCUCGCCCUCCCGCCGCCUCCCUCAUCCUCCCCUCGACCUCGUCUGCUCCUAUGGCGACUGUGCCAGUCAACCCUAAACCUUUCUUGAACAACCUAACAGGGAAGCCUGUAAUUGUCAAACUUAAGUGGGGUAUGGAGUACAAAGGUUAUCUUGUUUCUGUGGACUCCUACAUGAAUCUUCAGCUUGCUAACACAGAGGAGUACAUUGAUGGGCAAUUCUCUGGGAACCUGGGAGAGAUUUUGAUCAGGUGCAACAAUGUUCUGUACCUCCGAGGUGUUCCAGAAGAUGCUGAGAUAGAGGAUGCGGAGUGAGAAGACUUUGAACCAUGUUUAGAUUGAUUGAUGUAAUAUGAUUCUGACAUGUGUUUGGGGUGCUGGGGACAACCUAUUCUGCCGAAUCCUUGCUUUGAACUUUAUGAUUGACGAAGCGUGUCCUGCUUUCAGUUAGGCUAUACUGUCAUUCUUCUGAACGUUUGAAGUUUGAACUGAGAGCUAUGACUAGACAUGAUGCUCAAACUUCUUUCAGUUAUGAGUAUGACUAGACAUUCUGCUGAAUCUGAGAAGCAUCAGAUUUCCUGACCA
This is a messenger RNA of Panicum virgatum (switchgrass), 767 nucleotides long. RefSeq names its product probable small nuclear ribonucleoprotein F. Gene Ontology annotation, biological process: spliceosomal snRNP assembly; mRNA splicing, via spliceosome. The transcript is spliced from 5 exons. The record is from RefSeq and is a predicted model, not a curated record. Gene Ontology annotation, molecular function: RNA binding. Lineage: Eukaryota; Viridiplantae; Streptophyta; Magnoliopsida; Poales; Poaceae. The coding region runs from base 237 to 497 and encodes 86 amino acids. Gene Ontology annotation, cellular component: catalytic step 2 spliceosome; U1 snRNP.